AGCAUAUUGCAGCCAUGUCUCUGAAGCUUCCGACGCCAAAGAUUCCCUGGCAAAAAAGCCAGAGUGGCUUACUCUCACCAGUCGCCCGCACUAGGCCGAUUCUGCGUAGCUUCACUGUGGAUGGCGUGGCAGGGCUGGCGCAGAUUGAUGAGGAAAGGCCCGCUCCAGUGCUACAGCCCCUUCCACCGCGCGGCGAUGUCAGCUUGCCACUGCCAGGUACCAUGGCUGAGAUGGGUUUGCCCUCCAUGCUUCGGCGCCGCGGUGAGCAGCGAAGCCCUGAGACUCCAAGAUCACCCAGAUGGACAUGUGCUGAAGCAGCUGAUACUUGGACAUCACUGAAGAGCGAGCGCCAGCUGAAACCAGUGGAUUCGCCACCUGCUCGGUGCCACAGCUGGGUCUUAGACUUUGAGCGCUUGUUCACUGACUACUUCGUCCAGGUUCGGCCAUCCCGUUGGCGCGGUCUUUGGACGUCCAACCCAGUUACCAUUGAACCAGAGGAUGUGGUAGCAGCAUGGGCCGAAGAAACGGCAAGGUACAUCAUUCGUCAUGCCAGUACCUGCUAUAGCUACUGGCCCUAUGUGCAGUUGGAAUAUGAAUCUGUACACCAGAAGCUUUUGCAAGAGAUGGAGUGGACAGUUGAGUGGUCAGGCUCGAAGAGGUUCUGUGUGGUGGUGAGUCUUCUUCCUGAGCGAGUCUGCCAUCGACUUUUGUGGGCAAUUGGGGACUCCUUGCUGCCGGAUGAGUUCUUGACAAAUAUGCAGCAGUCACUGCAAUCUCGUUGGCGAAGCCAUCGCUUCAGAUGCUCUGACUCCUUUCUGCGUCCCUGGGGAACCUUCCAGACACUUUUGGUGUUGUGCACAGUGCUGAUGGUGCUAUGCUUUCAAUCGGCGGAUGCACAUUGGCAGGCCAUCUACAAGCAAGGAAUCCGAGAUCCAACGCACAGAGCUGAAGCUUUGGAUCAUUUGGCAUCAAGACUUCUUUGUCUUGGAGGUUUUGGGCACCUCUGGGUGUUCUACAUGGUGGCAGCUUUCUUUCCCUUGCGAACCCUGCACAGUCCCUUUCAUCGUGACGUGGGCUCUAUGGCAGCUUAUUCACACUAUUCCCUGCAGGCUACUCGGAUUCUUUUGCCCUUGGUCUCCACUGCGAAAUUGGCUGCUCUUUUGGUUCGUUUUGAACGCUUGCAGAUUUCCUGGUCGUUUUGGUCUUUGAGCGAAUUGAACCAGCACUCUUUCAUGAUCGCAGCUGCAUCCCUUCUGCCCAUCGUGGCCAUCAGUGUGUGUGUUGGGAUGCGAUCCUCUUUCUACUCCUACUACCAUGCCAGCUCUUUCAUUCUUGCGGCAAUGAAUGGAGUGGUCAGCAUUGGUUUCACUGCUUAUUUGGAAGUCGGCUGGGCAGUCCUGUGUGUGGCAGCGGUCCUCUUGGUGUGGCUCUUGCUGUUUACCCAGUACACGGCAGAAUUUACCAAAGCCAAUCUCUUGAAGGCGGCCCAAAUUCAAUGGGCCUGCCUCCAUGGUUUGGUGGUGCUGUGCUUGGUCCUUGCCGCGGCUUUGGAGGUCGAGGCUGGCUUUGCACGGAGGUUUGUAAAACUUUUUUGUGAAACGCAGACAUUGGUGCCAAUGAAGGUCUGUCAGCGCUUGCUGAGUGGACACAGUUGAGAUCCCAAAGAAGCAUGCCACAUGUGACACGUCAAAGUGGAAAUCUGUUGAACAGAAUUUCUGCCAUACUUGCACGGGCAAAAGUAUGCCCUAACAUUUGCCUGAAAUUGUUAAUUACGUAGCUCUAGCAUAGGUCGUAGGACCAAGCUCCACAGUUGCAUCCAAAAUGCGAACUGAAAGGUUGGAACUCAAACCUUCCUUUGUGG
Cladocopium goreaui is the source of this 1861-nucleotide messenger RNA. The record is from the annotation of a GenBank genome assembly. NCBI's taxonomy places the organism in Eukaryota, Dinophyceae, Suessiales, Symbiodiniaceae.